Molecule: messenger RNA, 3474 nt
Organism: Dracunculus medinensis (Guinea worm)
Lineage: Eukaryota; Metazoa; Nematoda; Chromadorea; Rhabditida; Dracunculidae
Source: the annotation of a GenBank genome assembly
GUUAAUAAUAGACUUAUAAAAAUUUCAAAUUUCAUUCUCUUUCCUAUAUUUUUACAUAUGCAUUUAUUGUUAUUAUUUUCUUUCAUUAUUCGUGGGCGUGGAAGAUUUAAACGACAGCUUUCAGAAUUAAAUAGUACUGCAUUACCGAAACCUCCGGUUGAAUUUUUUGAACCGUUAGAGUUACCUGGUAUACCCCAAAACUUGAAACCGGAAAUGUUCUAUAUUUUACAGCAUUUCAAAAUGUUGGAGCUGCCAUCAGGUUGGAACAUCAAUCCUACUGAAAUCGAAAUCAAGUCGUAUUUGCAACAAGAAAUUAUUGUGCAGUCAGACGAUUCGGAUGAUAGCAUUAUUGUUGUUUUAGAAGGAUCUAUCGGUGUAUACAUCACACAUGGCGAAACAAGGGAACAUCUCGUUCGUCGCAUCAGUGUCGGCGAAAGUUUUUUCAGCUUUUUAUCCUUAUUAGAAAUAUUAAUAGUUAGUUGUUCUUUUUUGGAAUUUCCUUUUGUUUUAAGGUAUCGAAUACAUAGCUUUCGCGAUUCAUUUUUAAAAAAUCCCGCUGAUUGGGUUCGCCCGAUCCAAAUCGUCAUCACCAGACUGCUUCAUGUUACACUGACUACUCUUUAUCAAUAUUUGGGAUUAUGUAGCGAGUUAAUGAAGAAGUCACAAAUGCUGUUAAUACUAGUACACCUCACUAAUUUUUCUACAUUUUUGGUUGUUUGCGAUCUUACGAGUUUCCUGUUUCCAGAUUCGAACGAAUAUAUGAUCAGAGCACAACGUUUUUUCGUUGAAGCACUGAAUCUUGAUGAAAAUUCUGAAGCUGUUUCAUUUCUUCAGGACCGCAUACAAAUCAAAACAAUUCCUGAAAAUCAUCUUAUUCAACAACAAGGUGCUAAUAGCGACGAAAUGAUUGUAGUUGUUGAUGGUAUUUUGAAAGUUUUUCAGGUAUAUCAUAUACAUUCUUGCUCGGUAAUUUUGAAUGAUGAAGAUUGUACAGAUGAUCAAUGGCAUCAUUUUAUUUAUCCUCGAGAAUUAUUUGGUGCAUUGCAUCUCCUCACCAAUGAAGCUUCAUUUUAUUCGUUGCAAUCACACACAUGCGCAACCAUAGCUUAUAUUAGCAAGAAAGAUUUUUUUGAACUUGUGGAUCUGAAUCCCGAGGUUAUCUUACCUGUUGCUUAUUCUGUUAUACGUCGGUUAAGCACUUUCGUAAGGAAUGUUGAUUUCGCUAUUGACUGGGUUCUUCUGGAUUCUGGUCAAGCCGUCUACAGGAGUGGUGAUAUUGCCGAUUCAGUGUUUGUUGUUCUUAGUGGGCGCCUGCGUUCUGUUGAAAAACAGCAAGUGGUUGAAGAAUUCGGCCGUGGUGAUAUGAUAGGAAUGAUUGAGGUGCUUCAACGAGUUCCACGAGGGACGACGGUGCUUGCAACACGUUUCUCUCAGCUCGCUCGUGUAUCUGAAGGUCUUCUUAAUUAUAUAAAGCUGAAAUAUCCUCAGGUUGGAUUUACCCUUAUUCAUGUACUUGGCCAUUAUUAUACUUCUUCAGUAAAACGACCAUUGGUUUUCAGUACGACUUUUAGAGAUCGUUUCUUAAGUUCUGCUGGUGAUCCUAAAAGUCACAUAAAAAAUUUACGGACAAUUGCUGUAACUGCAGCAUCGAAAGAAGUUCCUCUUGUUGCAUUCACCUGCGAAUUGUUUCAUGCACUUAGUGCACAUGUACGUGUUUUGCGCUUGAGCAGCCAAAAAGUUGCCGAACAUCUGGACAUCGGCGUUCUUCAAAAGCAAGCAGAUUUCCGUCUUAUGCACUGGCUGAAUAUGCAGGAAGAUAUAUAUCCUCUUAUAAUUUAUGAAUGUGACGAAAAACCGACUAACUGGACUAAAAAGUGCCUUAGGCAGGCCGAUGUGAUAUUAUUUGUUGCUAAAGGUGAUCAAGAGCCAGACAAAAAGUCGUUUAUGGAUGAAUAUCUGAGGAUGAAUCAAGAUGGUAUUCGCACAAAUAAGGAAUUGAUUUUACUGUGGGACGAAGACACAGACACUCCUCGUGGAACUAUGGAGUGGUUGAAAGGAAAUUGGUUUUCUGGUCAUCAUCAUGUUCGCGGAGGAAAACGGAUGUUUCAGUGGGCUGAGCAAAAGAAAGUAGAACAAGAAAUUCUCGAUUUCUAUGAAAAAAAUGUAUACAUAUCCAAAGUCAAUAAUCAGUCUGAUUUUUGUCGUCUUGGCCGAAUUUUAACGGGUAAUGCUAUAGGUGUUGUACUUGGAGGCGGAGGAGCCAGAGGGGCUGCACAUGUCGGCAUUUUACGAGCGUUAAAUGAAUUUGGGAUCCCGGUUGAUAUGGUAGCUGGCACUUCAAUGGGUGCAUUUAUUGGUGCAUUAAGAGCUGAAUCAGUCGAAUCGGAAGAAAUUAAAAUCCGUACAAGUGACUGGUUUGGAUCAAUGUGUUCAUUUUGGCUAAGACUUUGGGAUUUAACGUAUGCUCACAGUGCAAUGUUCACUGGGACUGGAUUCAAUCAGACCAUUCAAGAUGCUUUUUCUGAUAAGCAGAUUGAGGAUCUUUGGAUACCUUAUUUUUGUGUUACUACAGAUAUCAGUAGUUCAGAAGCGCGUGUGCAUAGAAGUGGUCCCUUAUGGGCUUACUGUCGUGCGUCAAUGUCUCUUGCAGGAUAUCUUCCUCCACUUUGCGAUCCCGUUGAUGGCCAUUUGCUCUUGGAUGGUGGAUAUGUCAACAAUUUACCUGCCGAUGUCAUGAAAUCAAUUGGUGCCAAAUUUGUCAUCGCUGUGGAUGUUGGAUCUGCUGUUGAAAAUGAUCUCUUUAAUUAUGGUGAUUCUUUGAAUGGUUUUUGGGUCCUCUUAAAAAAAUUAAACCCAUUUGGCAAAUCAGUGAAGAUUUUAAAUAUGGAGGAAAUUCAGAGUAGACUAGCAUAUGUUUCUUGUGUUCAGCAGCUGGAACAAGUCAAAAAUGCAUUAUAUUGUUAUUAUGUUCGUCCACCGAUUGAAGGCUUUAAAACUCUCGAUUUUUCCAAAUUUUUAGAAAUUGAAAACAUUGGUUAUGAACAUGGGAUGGCCGUGUUCCCCGAUUUAAUUCGAAAGAAUGAACUAAUUCGAAAAUUUCGAGGAACAAUGAAAUUAGUUGUUUUCGACCAUGCAUUAUCAUCAUCUUUUACAAAUCUUGCCGCCCAAGCAUCUAAAGUGCCAAAGGCGAGAAAUAAAAAUAAUGCCGAUUCAUCAGAAGAGGAUCCAUUACAAAGUUCAGAAGAAAGCAACAAUGGUGGUGUUAAUAUUGAUAAUGCUUUUGACAAAUCAGCCAUUGUCGAUGGUUAUGCUAGUGAACCUUCUGCUCAUAGUAAUAGUUAUUUUCUUAACAUUUCUAGUGGAGAAGAGAGUGUUGAUGAAAAUUUGCUAAUCCAUCAGAAUCGUCGUCGCAUUUCAUUUGUAGAUGAAAAAUUUGAUAAAUCGCCAGCAAACGACAAUCAUAAAACCUCUUAA